Gossypium raimondii (Peruvian cotton) is the source of this 863-nucleotide messenger RNA. Its product is annotated as cysteine-rich repeat secretory protein 38. NCBI's taxonomy places the organism in Eukaryota, Viridiplantae, Streptophyta, Magnoliopsida, Malvales, Malvaceae. The transcript has a single exon. Bases 39 to 755 code for a protein of 238 amino acids. The record is from RefSeq and is a predicted model, not a curated record.
CUAAGCUCCAAACGAAUAAUCAAAAUUAGAAAAUUACAAUGUCUUGUUCAAGAAUUGCCUCCUUUGUUUAUCUUCUAACCCUCGCUUCUCUUCUCCAAACAGCUUUUGGACUCUUCCAUAAUUGUUCCGACACCGGAAGUUUCUCCGCUGGCGGUCCUUAUGAAGCCAACUUAAAUCAGCUCAUUGAGUUCCUCUCCAGUCAAACUCCUCCAUCAGGGUUCGGGCGUCGUGCCAUAGGUCAAAACCCAAACCGAGUAUUUGGGCUGGCACUUUGCAGAGGCGAUGUGAGUAGCGAAGAUUGUAAAACCUGCGUUGUUAGGGCAGGCAAUGAAAUACGUAAACAAUGCCCCUACAAGAAAGGCGCAAUCACCUGGUAUGAUGAUUGCCUUGUCAAGUAUUCAAACAUUGGAUUCUUCGGCCAGAUUGAUAACCAAAACAAGUUCAACGUGUGGAACCCGAAUAAGGCAUCCGAGGCAUUUAGUCGGCAGAGCGAGGGAUUUCUGAGUCUAUUGGCUAAUGAAGCUUCUGCAAAUCCCACAUCAUUUUACGCCAGUGGAGAGAUUCUGGUGCACAGGUCAAUGAAAAUUUAUGGGAUGACUCAGUGCACCAGGGACCUUUCAAUCUCUGACUGUAAGAAGUGCCUUGACGGUUUAAUCGACGAGUUUCCCAAAUGCUGUAAUCAGUUAGAAGGAGCUAGAGUAUUUAGUGGCAGCUGUAACUUCAGAUAUGAAAAUUUCCCUUUCGUUAAGGCUUAAACCUUUGAGGGCAAAAAAUAGAAAAACUACACCAUGAAUAAAUAAACUACACAAAUAAAUAUUAUUAGCACCGGAAUACAAAUAAAGUUGGUACGAUUUCCACUCUUA